GAAAGAAAAAGAAGAAGAAAAAAGUUAUUCAAAAAAUUCCUCUCUAUAUAAAGAAACUGUGCACUUGUCGCGCGACGAAAGCGUAUCAAUAUUGAUUUAUCGAUCGAUGCACGGUCCGUCCGCAAGUUAGAAAAAGUAUAGCAGCGUCUCAGUGGCUUUCACUAUUGGGUCCGUGUAUACAGACGUUACGCCUGUCAAGGCCGAGGAGAGACCAACGAGACCGGUUAUUCGAGCUGUAAUUACACCUCAUCCCAACUCGUUGAUCGCGAGCACGCGUUUAGCCUCAGUUCAGCCUCUUACAUCAGUUCAAACGUAUGCGUGCGUGGCCGUGGCGAUUCGGAAAUUAGAAACCAUGAAUUCUGCUCUACUCAAAGCGAGGCACUGUUUGGUCGCUGCUGCCGGCAGGAGAAAUGCAACCUCGCUGGCGGCUCUGUUGGAGCCAGAAUUGCAGUCGAUCAGAGACGCCGGUACUUGGAAAAACGAGAGGAUCAUCGCCUCGUCUCAGAACACCGAGAUCGCCCUGAGCGACGGCAAGAAAGUUCUCAACUUUUGCGCCAACAACUAUUUGGGCCUAUCCGACGACAAAGAAGUGGUGGAGGCGGCCAAGGUGGCGCUCGACCGCUACGGCGCCGGCCUGAGCUCGGUCCGCUUCAUCUGCGGCACCCAGGACAUUCACCGGGAGCUCGAGCUCAAGCUGUCGAGAUUUCACGGCCGCGAGGACGCGAUACUGUACGCCUCGUGCUUCGACGCCAACGCCGGCAUCUUCGAGACUCUGCUGGGGCCCGAGGACGCGGUGCUCAGCGACGAGCUCAAUCACGCCUCCAUCAUCGACGGCAUCAGGCUGUGCAAGGCCAAGAAGUACCGCUACAAGCACCGCGACCUGGCCGAUCUCGAGGCCAAGCUCGAGGAGGCCUCCGGGGCGAGGAUCAGGCUCAUCGCCACCGACGGCGUCUUCUCCAUGGACGGCACCGUGGCGCCACUCGGCAAGAUCGUCGACCUGGCCAAGAAAUACGACGCCCUGACUUUCGUCGACGACUGUCACGCUACGGGCUUUUUCGGAAAAACCGGCAGAGGAACCGAGGAGUACUUUGGUCGCUUGGGCAGCGUCGACAUAAUCAACUCGACGCUGGGCAAAGCAUUGGGCGGAGCUUCGGGCGGCUACACCGUCACCUCGAAAGCUCUGGUGGACCUGCUGAGGCAGCGCAGUCGGCCCUAUCUGUUCUCGAAUUCGCUUCCGCCACCGGUGGUCGCGACCGGCAUCAAGGUCAUCGAUCUCAUAAGCGAGUCGACCGAUCUGUUGAAGAAUCUCCAGCGCAACGUCGAUCGAUUCCGGCAGGAGAUGACUCGGGCUGGCUUCAAGAUCAGCGGCGACAAUCAUCCCAUCUGUCCCGUCAUGCUCGGCGACGCCAAGCUCGCCAGCGUCUUCGCCGAUAAAAUGCUCGAAAAAGGUAUCUACGUCAUCGGAUUCAGUUAUCCGGUUGUGCCCAAGGGUUUGGCCAGAAUUAGGGUACAAAUCAGCGCAGCGCACACAUUGGCCGAGAUCGACAGGGCCAUCAAUGCAUUCGUCGACAUCGGUAAAGAGCUCAACGUCGUUGGAUAA
Molecule: messenger RNA, 1600 nt
Organism: Trichogramma pretiosum
Lineage: Eukaryota; Metazoa; Arthropoda; Insecta; Hymenoptera; Trichogrammatidae
Gene: Gcat
Product: 2-amino-3-ketobutyrate coenzyme A ligase, mitochondrial
Exons: 5
Coding region: 353-1600 (415 amino acids)
Biological process (GO): L-threonine catabolic process; biosynthetic process
Molecular function (GO): pyridoxal phosphate binding; glycine C-acetyltransferase activity
Source: RefSeq, a predicted model, not a curated record